Aspergillus oryzae RIB40 is the source of this 1653-nucleotide messenger RNA. RefSeq names its product fungal specific transcription factor domain-containing protein. Gene Ontology annotation, biological process: DNA-templated transcription; positive regulation of transcription by RNA polymerase II. The record is from RefSeq and is a predicted model, not a curated record. The coding region runs from base 1 to 1653 and encodes 550 amino acids. Lineage: Eukaryota; Fungi; Ascomycota; Eurotiomycetes; Eurotiales; Aspergillaceae. The transcript has 5 exons. Gene Ontology annotation, molecular function: sequence-specific DNA binding; zinc ion binding; DNA-binding transcription factor activity, RNA polymerase II-specific.
AUGAGCUUGCUCUUCGCUGAUGCCAGGUGGAGAGACCAAAACCUAAAACUUUUGCAGAAUCUAUCUCAAUCUUCUGGCAUUCUAGAAACGUCAGUGCAGCCGAAUUCUCUUCCUCCCGCUGAGGAAGCAUUGGCAGUAUUCAACAACUACUUGAAUGGACCGCAUGUCCUUAACCCCUUUCUGCUUCGUCGAGAUGUACAGAGGCUGUACCAUUCCGCCUUUUCAACAAGCCAAACUGGCUCUUCCUCACAGAAGCCGGAUCAUCUAACAAAGCACGACACCUUUCGUACCUUUAUGAUUCUUGCUGUUGGGUCGAUCAUGUUAUAUCGAUCCGGUGUCCAUAAACACCAUCCUUAUGGCUACUUCCUUACAGCGUUGCAGUACAUCGACACGAAUAUUCUGUCAAGAGGAUUGGAUUCAAUUCAGGAUUUGUUACUCGUCGUGAGGUUCGGGAUCUACCAUCACAUCGGGACAUCAAUAUGGGAGCUGACCACACUGUGUAUGAGAAUGUGCAUCGAGCAAGGCCUACAUAAGUUACCUCGACCGGCUAUGAGACGCAGAAUUAGCCUUCUGCAAGAACAGUUGCAACGCCGGGUCUUCUGGGAAUGCUACAUGAUUAGUCAGUACAGCUCGAUCACAUUGGAUCGUCCAGCUGCAAUUGCGGAGAGAGAUAUCCAAGUUGGGUUUCCUGCCGACGCCGAUGAUGAAGAAAUUGAUGCCGCUGAGGCAUCUGGGUCGUUCUCUGAUCUAGAUUCCUUCUGCAGAGCCACUACAAGGCCUACUACGACGGGGAACACUGAAAUGACGGUGUUUUUCUAUUGCCUGCGGCUGCGGAAAAUUACAUCAAAGAUCCGGACCAAGUUUCAACAAAGCAAUGGGACCCCAGGUGACGGGCACGCGUUGACGAUGGACUCCAUCACAGCGAGCGGGAGAAUUUAUGAAGAUUUGGAGGAGUUACUAUCGGAGCUGGAGCAGUGGCGGCGAUCAGCACCCACUUUCUCUACUCCACGAGGCUUAUACCACACACAGGAAUGGUACGACCUGCUGUUAAUGAGGGAAAGGCUUCUUCUAGUGCGCAAGGCAAUUGACCUGGUGCCAAAGCGGAACAAUAUCCCACCAGAUGACCUCCUUUUGAUCUGCCUCGAGUAUGCCGUGAGCACUAUCACGAAGUUCUGCCCUUUGUUUGAGCAAAGAAAGAUCACAUACACUCGGAGUUACUUCCAAAUGCUGUUCACUGCCGGGCUCUCGGUGAUGCUCUGGGUAUCAGUGGCAAGCAACCAUGACACUGAGAUGAUGGUGAAAGCGGCAGACGCGGUAAAACAGAGCAAAAAAAUCUUGAAACAGAUGGGACGUGAGAUGCCGGACGCGACUCCUUACGUGUCUGUCUACGAGGCCUUAGAAGUACAUGUAUUAGGGAAAUAUCAUGCCUCGUCCAGGUUAACGCAGCAAACGGGAGGGUAUCUCGGGCAGACACAACCCCAUGACCACGCAUCACCGGGGAUGAGCGGUAUGCUUCAUGAUCAAAGCAUUGGAGGAUCGCAUCACCUGCUGGAUCAUGAACCCUCCACCUAUGCUUCCCUUCUCUCCCGAGAUCUGACUGGGGGAAUACGUAUAUGGAGAUCCGAUGUUUCUUUUUUCGGGUAUAGCAGAUGA